Molecule: messenger RNA, 1530 nt
Organism: Solanum tuberosum (potato)
Lineage: Eukaryota; Viridiplantae; Streptophyta; Magnoliopsida; Solanales; Solanaceae
Product: endoplasmin homolog
Exons: 7
Coding region: 238-1470 (410 amino acids)
Biological process (GO): protein folding
Molecular function (GO): ATP hydrolysis activity; ATP binding; ATP-dependent protein folding chaperone
Source: RefSeq, a predicted model, not a curated record
UACCGAUUGUUUCUUCCCGGCAUACUGUACUACACAUUUCAAAAAAAAAUAAAAAAAUUACCGAUUGUUUCUUCCCGGCAUACUGUACUACACAUUUUGUCGUCCUCCCCUUCCCUUCCCUUCCCCAGCUCAAAAAAUAGAGGAAGAACACACCAAACGUUUGGUUUGGAAAGAACACAUUACACACCCAAACAUUUUUUUCUUCUUCCCCGACUCAAACAAAACCCUCACUUUAAAAUGUCGACUUCUAUGGGGUUUGUAAAGAAAAUGAAACAACACUUCAAGUCUGAAAUGGAUGAUGUCUUCAGCGAACAAAUCAAGUUUGGUUUGUUUUCACUUAAUUUUUUGGUCGUUGGUGGUACAUUUGGUUUUCAAUGUUAUGAUGCUGUUUUCAAAGAAUCCACAAAGGAAACUGUGCAACUUACUAUCAAACAAUUCAAGAAGGAUCAUCAAAGGAAAGAAAUAUUGCCUGAAUGGAUCUCUUUAUGGGCAAGUAAGGAUGACGACAAGCUUAUCCGAAGAUCUCUCAAGCUCAUUCACAAAGUAAUUGAAGAGGAUCCGGAUGAAUUUGUUAAUCGCAAGAAAGGUUUUAGCCGGAUGAUAGAGCCUUGGAUUACAAAGGAUUAUGUACAAAAGAAAGGUCUCUAUACAAAGAUGUGGACUAAAUUUGGCAAUGCGAUAAAGUUUGGAAUCGUUAAGUCUGAAGCUAAUAGGAAUGAAUUUGCCAACUUCCUCCGAUUUGAGAGCACAAAAUCCGAAGGCGAGCUGAUAAGCCUAGAUGAAUAUUUGUCAAGGCUGCAAUCCGGUCAAAACAAAAUAUUUUACCUCAUAGCGACCAAAAAUCAGUUGGAAAAGUCUCCCUUUAUUGAGAUGCUCAAGAAAAAAGAUUUUGAGGUGAUACUCUUAACAGAUGAUAUAGAUCCAUAUGUGGUCCAACAUCUGUUGGCUUAUAAGGGGAAGACAUUCCAUGAUAUAUGCCAAGAUGGAUUCAAAUUCUACAAGGAAGACCUCGAGAAGUCAUUUGAAAAACUUGUUCAAUGGUGGACAAAGCUUCUUGAUGUUGAUGUAAAAAUCAACCAUCUUCUUUCCUACACUCCUUGUGUUGUGGUGGAGUCAAGGUACGGGUUGACUUCAUUUUUGGAGAUAUUACCACAUUCGGAGCCACACAUGCCUGCUAGAAGAGUGCUCGAAAUCAACCCUGGGGAUCCGAUGAUUAAGGAUCUUUGUCAGCAUGACCCAAAGGAUGAGAAUGUGCAGCGGCUAGCUAUAGCCUUGUAUGGUAUAGCUUUGAUCGAGAGUGGGUUGUUGCUCACAGAGUCGGAGACUUCGACUUUUCAUCCGUUUAGAUUUGCUCAAAGCAGUCUAAACCGCUUCGGAGGUGUGAAGAAGGAGCCCGAGAUUGAAAUUGGGAAGAAUUUUUUUGAAAAAGUAUUUCCAUUACCUUGGAGCCGUUCGAGCAGAACACCUUAGGAAUUCGUAGGUUGACGUGUGUAAAAAUUGUGAUUGAAUAGUUUUGAAAAUUUGUACGGA